Messenger RNA from Chlamydomonas reinhardtii, 1910 nucleotides. RefSeq lists its product as uncharacterized. Bases 170 to 1309 code for a protein of 379 amino acids. The transcript is spliced from 6 exons. Lineage: Eukaryota; Viridiplantae; Chlorophyta; Chlorophyceae; Chlamydomonadales; Chlamydomonadaceae. The record is from RefSeq and is a predicted model, not a curated record.
GUUUACGAGAGCGAGCGAGCUUACUUCAUACACAGGGCUGCCGCUAACCGCCAACGUUCGGCCAACUGACGCUUUCACUUACUUCCUGAGUAUAUAAUUCCAAGUCUCAAACGUUCUGGUCUACAGUGUAUCUACAUACGUCUACAUACGUGCAACAACAACAGCAGCCAUGACCGCUACGGGCAGUCUCGUGCUGCUUGAUGCCCCCCAGCUCAAGAGGCUCGCAACUGUUGUGCACAGGCAGGAGAUGAUACGUAUUAAGCACCAAAAGCAGCCCGAUGACCAUACCUUCAAGAAGCUGUGUGCGGACUCGCGGGCAGCCCGCGACAAACUGAUUCGUGCGCUCGAUGAUGCGCAGUGUGCCUACGACGAGCUCGCCAAGUCUAACGACGAGGCGGACGCCCGCAGGAAGAAAAUCGCAGAGGACCACUUCUGGUACCUCAAGAACAGCUUCAACAACGCGAUCCAGAACGUGCGCAACUUCAUCAUCCGCGACGAGUACGUGUCCGCAGUCGAAGCCCACAGCAAGGAGGUCCUCGAAAACCUGUUUAAUGUUACCAAGAUGGCUGACACUGAUUACGUUGAGACCCUGGCAAAGGGUUGCUACCAAGCCCGCGAAUCAGCGCUGGAGGCCGCGAGGAGGGCGAUGCGGCCCACGGCCAGGCACUACUCAGAGUGGCUCAAGGAGACCGGGAUCGGGUUCGAUGACCUGGUCAACAGGUCCCAAGUCAAGCUCAACAAGACCGGCUACCCGGCGCCCGAGGCCGUUGGAGAGCCCGUGAUGGUGGGCGAGGGUACCUUUGGCGGCGAGUUUUCAGACCUGACCGAGCUGCAGAAAAUCAUGGUGUACGAGGACGUUAUGGAGGAGUCGGGUGUUACCGUGUCCAAGAUCACCGCCAAGGUGAAUUUCAUGGGCGCGGCGGGCAUGGCCGUGAUUCUGCUGGCCGUGGGCUUGCUGGCGUGGGACGUGUACCAGUCCGCCCACCCGCUCGAGACGGCGGUGCGCGGCGCAUUUGACGCAACGAUUGGUUUGCUCGGGGCCAUGGGUGGGGAGUCCGCGGCCGCGAUCAUCGCCACCGGCGUGCUGGCGGAGGGCGAGAGUACAGCCCUUUUCAUCGCCAUGGCCAGCUUUGCGGGUGGCAUCGCAGGCGCGUUCAUCGUGGGCGCCCUCGUGGCGGUCAUCGUGGGCGCCAUCCUGGGCUCGGGCGGCAAGAAUGUGCCGCUCACGGUGGAGGGCAUGAAGGCCUGCCUCAUCGAGCUGCCCGACGGCCGUGCCCUGGCCCGCCAAAUCCAGGCGUACAGCGGCUAGACGUGCGGCUUGUGUCAGUGGCGUUGCUUGGGUGCUAGAACGCCUUCGUGCUGUGUGGACCGUAUGCGGUCCGGUUGUGUGCAUGCGUAGCGGCGUGGCGGCGGCGGGGCUGGAGUGCGGGAAGCGUCCCUUGCCUCUUAGCCUUCCUUCCUCCUUGCCUCUUCCUGAUAGCAUUGGCCUUUUCGUCAGUGACUGUACAUAUGUUCUGGUGACCGCCUGUUCCUUGUCGGCAUCUCUAUAUAUGAUAUGUGUGUUAGGCUGCGUGUACAUAGCAUGUGGGUGCAGUCAUUCGCUGCUAGUCAGUGAGUCCAUUUGGCGCAGAGUGUGGCGGCCGAACGGCAGCAAAGGGGCCAUAGCACGUGCUGUGGGACCUUGCUUACGAGCGAGUGCGGGUAGGUUCGGGUACUUGCCAAGACACGUCGUUGUACCACGGAGUACACGGAGUAGGGAUGAGGACCUGCUUUUGCCAAAUCGAAACCGGAGCACGGACGGAAACGUAGCAAUACGCCUCACAGACAUCCCGACCACCCGUACACACGACCAUCUAAUGCGUUGUCGUGAUGGUUGCGCUCACCAGUCGUACGUGUAAAUAAGCCGCUAU